Messenger RNA from Pieris macdunnoughi, 1455 nucleotides. Lineage: Eukaryota; Metazoa; Arthropoda; Insecta; Lepidoptera; Pieridae. The record is from the annotation of a GenBank genome assembly.
AUGACAAGUGAGGAUCUGCUGGAGACCGUUAUCGGUCGUUUUGGAAGAUAUCAAGUGUUGAUCUAUUUGCUGCUGAUGGUGGGUCGGCUCCCGUCCGACUACCAAUUAUCUAACGUCGUGUUUCUUGUGCCAAACGUUGAAUAUGUUUGCAUGGAUGAAGGAGCGUACAAUUUAACUAACUAUUGUCCGUGUGAUAACCCGGUUUAUGAUACAAGUACUAUACACAGUUCUGUACCAACUACAUGGAAUCUUAUCUGUAAGAAACGUCAUCUUGGUAGCUUAUCUCAGUCAGUUUUACAAGCCGGCAUUCUGACUGGUAGUCUGGCUUAUGGGCAUAUUUCUGACAGGUAUGGACGCCGUCCCGCUAUUCUACUUGCAUUCGCAUUACAAUUAUUAUUUGUAUCAACGUCUGCCUUCGUUCCGUACCUAUGGAUGUUCAUUGUUUGCCGAUUUCUGAUAGGAACUUCGUGUGGAGGAAGCUUAAUUUGUUGUUAUGUGAUGAUAAUGGAACUCUCAGGAAUGACAUUCCGACCAUACCUAACAGGUUUAAUAGAAAUUGCCUAUACGUUCAGCUACGCGACACUUCCUAUUAUAGCGUAUUUUGUAAGAGAUUGGAACUAUCUACAACUGUCCACAUCAUUGCCGUGGCUAUUUGUUUUGUUGUAUUAUAAUUUCCUACCAGAAUCCCCUCGAUGGUUAAUUACUAUGGGAAGGAAAGAAGAGGCUGUAAAAGUUCUCACCUACAUUGCCAAAAAAAAUAAAAAGCCAACAGAAAACAUUAAAACUAUUGUUGAAAAGGAAGUCUUACAAUGUAGCAAAGUUCAAAACAAUGCUGGCUCUUAUUUGGAUCUAUUCAAGACGUCGAAGAUGAGAAUGUACACGUUAAUCAAUGGUGUAGUUUGGUUCUGCUGUUCUCACACAUUCUUUGGUAUCAACCAGUACAUUGGCCGUUUACCAGGAAAUAUAUAUGUUAAUGUGUUCAUAUCAGCCGUCAGCAUAGUACCAGGAUUGUUUCUGGUUGUUGUAGCAUCUCUGUACUGCAGUCGAAAAGUGUCUCUUGUGCUGUCAUUCGCUGCUGCAGGACUUACUUUAUUGGUUAUUAUUUUCAUACCCAGUCAAAUGACGUAUACAAUUGUAGGUUUUGCGAUUGUCGGUCAGGUGAUUAAUUACGUAUCUUUUAUUUUGAUAUAUCUGUAUACUUCUGAAGUAUUCCCAACUGUAGUAAGAAAUUCUGCUAUGGGAUUUGUGUCUAUGUGUGCUAGGAUAGGUGGGUUUCUUGCACCCUUCGUGGUGGAUAUUAAUGCAGCUCCGUGGGUAUCAGUUUUAAUAUUUAGUACAGUAUCAUUUUUGGCCGGUUUAAUGUGCUUGCCUUUGCGAGAAACAAAAGGCAUAGUCUUUCUAAAUACGAUAGAAGAAAUGGAAAAGUAUGAUAACAAAAAAAAACCGGUGAGCUAG